CACGUGAUCGACAAAGGGGUGGGCAUGCGUUGCGAGUUCCGCCGCGUGAUGGGAAGGCGGUGUGUGGGGGCCGCUGUUUUGCGCCGAAGAGACGUGCGUUUCACCUAAACUGUGUUUCCUUUCCCCGCUGUAUCUCGGAUCAUCUUGGCCUCAAAUCUCGGAGCCGUCACCAACUCACAGACUUUUCCUGCUGCCGAUUCUACGAUUUUAUCCACAACUAGGCCAUUUUCCCUUCCUGGUGUCCUUUUUGACCUCUUGACCUCUGGCUCAAAGCCACUGCUCAGCUCCCCAGUUGUGGAAAUCGGUUCUAAAAUCUGUAUCCUUGAGACAAAACCUUUGGGGAACUCCUGCCUUCUCGUAUUCUUAACCCCUCAACCCCUUCUGAAGGCCCCAAAAUGACUUCUUUGUGCUCUCCUCCCGUAGAAUCCUCAGUCCCUCCACCAAGAACCUCUGCACCCCGGCCCCUCAUUCCACCUCCUCUACUCCCAGACCCCUUGGACUUAUCUUUUCCACUAGCUCCCUGUAGCCUCCAGACCCCUAUCCCCCCACCACCCCCACUGCCUCCACCCCCUGCCACUGUUGCUGCUCCCCCUCUUGUCUAUGGCCUGGAGAAGCACCAGCUCCUGAAGGAGGCCUUGGAGAAGGCAAGCCCAAACCCCAAGGGUCGAGAAGAUGUGAAGAGGCUCCUGAAGCUGCACAAGGACAGGAGGCUCCCAAAAACGGGAUCAGAGCUGGGUGUGGUGGCAAGUGCCUGUAAUCCCAGCACUCAGGAGACUGACGCAGAAGGAUCACAGCAAAUUCAAGGCCAGCUUGGACUACAUAGUGAGACUGCACUACAAACCCGGCCCUGCUCCAGGUUCCGCAGUGACUUGCAGUGGAUCCUCUCCUGUGCUGACCUGCCAUCGCUCAUCCAAGAGGGCCCUCAGUGUGGACUGGUAGCCUUGUGGAUGGCAGGCGCUCUCCUGUCUCCACCCAGUGGCGUCCCCCUAGAGACACUCGUGCAAGUGGCCAUGGACAGAGGCUACACAGCCCAAGGAGAGAUGUUUUCUGUGGCCGACAUGGGCAGGCUGGCCCAGGAGACACUGGGCUGUCAGGCUGAGCUGCUCCGAAAUGGCCUAGGCGGCCCCAACAGAGACCUUGUCCUACAGCACCUCCUCACUGGGCAUCCCCUGCUCAUCCCCUAUGAUGAAGACUUCAACCAUGAGCCAUGUAAGAGGAGGGGGCACAAGGCCCAUUGGGCAGUCAGCGCAGGUGUCCUGCUGGGGGUGCAGGUUGUGCCGAGCCUUGGCUAUGCUGAGGAUCCAGAGCUGCCCGGCCUCUUCCACCCCAUGCCCAGCAUGCCCUGCCAGCCACCACCCUUGCCCAAGGAAAACACCUCAGGAACCAUCUUCCUUCUCUGCAAGCAGGGAAAGAGUUGGCACUACCAGCUGUGGGACUACGACCAAGUCCAGGAGAGCAACCUACAGCUGACAGACUUCUCACCCUCUAGGGCUGCUGAUGGGCGGGAGUACGUGGUGCCCUCUGGGGGGGUGCGGGCAGGCCUCUGUGGCCAGGCUCUGCUCCUCAGACCACAGGAGUCGAGCCACUAGCUGGGGCUGGGGUACCUGCCCUAAACUUGGCUUUGUCACCAUUUGAAGAGUGUCCCAGCUUUUCCCCAUGUUUGGGCUGGAUCUCUGAGGGUCCCCGACCCUUCCCAUUUCCAGUCUAAACAUCUACCCAAGCCAUCUCUUCCAGGAUUGGUACUGACUGACCCCUCUUUCAGGAGACACUGGUGGCAAGCAGACCCCAUGUCCUACCCACCUCUUUCUCGCUAGGGUGUACAUCUUCUAAGCCACUGUCACCUCACUAGACACGUGCAAGAGGCCCCCCGCUCAACAUGCUAUUCUGCUCCCAGGACAGGGACUAAGCCCUCUUCCUCAGCUUCCCUCUCCUUGGCCCCAAGCUCUUCCUCACCCUCUGCCUGCCUGCCUGCCUACCAUGCUGGUCUCUUAGCUCCCUAGAGGCCCAGGCUCUGCCCCAGCCCAUCACUCCUCAACUUCAUGUUGACUCAGGGAUCACUUCCUCAGGGAAGAGACCCCCCCAGCCCCAGCUGCUACUAACCCUUUCUAUUUUUGGUUUUGAGAUAGCACAUCACUAUAAAUUGUCAGGGGUCUUAAAGCCCAUCCACGAGCAGUUACAUAUGCAACCCCUUUUCCAGCAGAAAUUCAACAUCUCCCUCCCCGUACAGGAAGUACUAGAUUUCCCAUUUUAGAACAUCUGUUGCACAGAAUCCCUGAGACCUCUUCACAGAGUUCUGGAGUCUGAGACAUCAGAGAGCAUAGGGAUGGCCGCCUUGUGUCAGUAAGAGAGCUAGCUCGGGUCUCUUCCUCUUACAAAGCCACUGUGGCUACAGUGGAGCUCCACCCUGGUGACCUCAUCUAAUCCCAAAGACCUCUCAAAGGCUGCACUUCCAGAUACCAUCAAUGUAUGAAUUGGAGGAUUUAGGUUUCCAGCAGGUGCACUUUGGGGGAAUAGGGUCAAAUCCUAGCACCCCUCCCCCAUUUGACAAAUGACUAGAUGGAGACGUGGAGAAGGUCACUGGCCUGAAGUCAGAUGGCUGGCAAGUGGCAGCGUUGGGAUUCAGAACAAGUAGCCUCUGCCCACCCGCCAGACUACCUUGUGGACCACUGAAGCUCCUUGCAGAGCUGACCACAAACUGUUCUUCCCAUCUGUUUAUACAGAUAAAGGUGGUUACAGGGUGAAUGUGAUUCUCACACAAGUAUCAGUCACCUCCACUUUGAAAGGGAAUCCAUCUGUCUUCGUCAUUGCAGUAUCCUCAGUGCCCAGUAAAGGGUUUUGUGUGAGGACACUAGUGUAGUGAUUCUGACCAAUAAAGAGAUGUGACCCCCA
Molecule: messenger RNA, 2889 nt
Organism: Heterocephalus glaber (naked mole-rat)
Lineage: Eukaryota; Metazoa; Chordata; Mammalia; Rodentia; Bathyergidae
Gene: Actmap
Product: actin maturation protease
Source: RefSeq, a predicted model, not a curated record